Molecule: messenger RNA, 1694 nt
Organism: Numida meleagris (helmeted guineafowl)
Lineage: Eukaryota; Metazoa; Chordata; Aves; Galliformes; Numididae
Gene: SPP1
Product: secreted phosphoprotein 1
Exons: 7
Coding region: 659-1453 (264 amino acids)
Biological process (GO): osteoblast differentiation; ossification; cell adhesion
Molecular function (GO): extracellular matrix binding
Source: RefSeq, a predicted model, not a curated record
CUUUAAUGAUUCCAUGAUUCUGUGAGACUUGCAGCAUGUCAUGGAUGAGGCAAGUGCAGCCCCAAGGUCCAGGCACAGCUGGAACAGACCCCCUGCCCAUCAGUGAAGCCGACACUGCUUGAUAGCAGACAUAGAUUUCUUCCUACGAUGUUCCCCAGAUCCCAAUACUCUUGGCAUUCCUCACACUGCAGACAUGACACAUCCCUACCCCUUACAGAACAGGGCGUUAAGGGUUUCUGGGAACCGGGCUCUGACUCCUCGCAAAUGGAGGACGGAUGUGCCCCAAAGCCCUCCUACACGAUACCAACAGCUGUGCAUUCAGCAGACCUGCUGGUUAAUGAUCUUGCCCAUAAGUAAUGUUUUAACCAUAGAGUAGCUUUUGUUUGCUUCAGAAGCCACAAAGCCAAAGAGGAAGUGGAGGAGAACGUGGGCAGGAUGGUGGCCAACAGCCUCAUGACCUCAGCUUGUUCCGCUGCGCAGGGAUUGGUGGCUGCUCUCUGGGACAGGGUUUAAAUUCCCCACGGGUGCAGAUGCCAGGCAGUCAGGGACAAGGGGACAAAGCCAGAGCCUCUCAGCCCACAGUAGGAGCUGCUGCUGGGAUUGCCGGAGCCCCUUUGAGCAGCUGACUUCUCCAGCACAGGAAAGGUAAAACAUCACAAUGAAGGUGGCACUUCUUUGCUUGUACUUUAUCAGCAUCGCUGCUGCAUGGCCAGUGAGCAAAUCCAAGCAGCAUGCCAUUUCUGCCAGCUCUGAAGAAAAAUACGACCCCAGGAGCCAUCACGCACAAAGGUACCACCAGGACCACGUGGAUUCUCAGUCUCAGGAGCACCUGCAGCAGUCACAGAAUGACCUGGCUUCACUUCAGCAGACUCUUUACUCUUCAGAAGAAAAUGCUGAUGUCCCGGAACAGCCGGACUUUCCUGACAUUCCUAGCAAGAGCCACGAGGCCGUGGAUGAUGAUGAUGAUGACAACAAUGAUUCCAAUGACACUGAUGAGUCUGAUGAGGUCGUCACAGACUUCCCCACAGAGGCACCCGUGACACCUUUCAAUCGUGGGGACAACGCAGGCCGGGGUGACAGUGUGGCCUAUGGGUUCAGGGCCAAGGCCCACGUGGUGAAGGCGAGCAAGCUCCGCAAAGUUGCCAGGAAGCUCAUCGAGGACGAUGCCACCGAGGAGGUCGGGGACAGCCAGCCAGUGGGCCUCUGGUGGCCCAAGGAGAGCCGCGAACAGGAGAGCCGUGAGCUGGCCCAACACCAGAGCGUGGAGAACGACAGCCGGCCAAAAUUUGACAGCCGUGAGGUGGACGGAGGUGACAGCAAGGCCAGCGCUGGGGUGGACAGCAGGGAGAGCCAGGGCAGCGUGCCCGCCGUCGACACCAGCAACCAGACGCUAGAGAGCGCUGAGGAUGCCGAAGAUCGCCACAGCAUUGAAAACAAUGAGGUCACCCGUUAAGCGGAAUCCAUGCGUUGCUUCUUUUUUGUAAUUUCUGUGCUAGCGCAGGGCUGGGGGAAGGAGGAGAGCCAUAGCGGUGUGUGUUUGUAAAUGUGGAGCGUGUGGCGGUGCUUACGUCGAGGCACCGUGGUGCCAUUGAGCCGUACCGAGACGGGGCGAGCGCUGCCUGCGGGGAUGCUGCGCGUCCUGCUGCUCCUGUGUAUAUUUUGUAACCGGAUUGAAAUAAAAACACAAAAACCUC